UUAUGUGUUGCAACUGGGAACAUAAAGAAGGAGAAGAAAAUGGCAGAGGAUAAUCUAUUUCUUAUUAUUUAACCUUGAGGAAAUAUUCUUGAUGCACUUUUCUUUUCCACUGGAAGGUUAACCCACUAUUUACUAGCCUACCUACUAAUCUACUGCCGUGCUGUGCUGAGAUGUAAUUUUCUUUAGGCCUAUGCAGGUGGUAUUGAAGUUGCCCCUUCGCACAGCUCUAGGAUCAGUUUAUGCCAAGGUUCCCCAGCUAGUGGCCAGCUGGACAAAUUUGGCCCACAGGUGGUUUUAUUUGGCCCCCAUGUUUUCUGAGCAAAAAAUAAAAUAUUAAUUGGCGGACAUAUUUGUUUAUACAAACACCAGAAAAUCAGCUCUAAAGUUGUUUUAAUUUGAGAAUCUGUUACCAAGUAUUUCCACGCACAAUUGAGAGACGUGGUCUUAUACAAACGUCAGCAAGGUUUGAAAUUAUGUUUUAGUCAAAUCUGUUUGGGUUUGGUUAAUUUGCAGUCUACAAAUUAGUUGUAAUUAUUUUCCAGCCCCCGACCAUCCGCUCAACUUGAAGCCUUUGUGUAAAAACACAAAACUGACCUUAGAUCAGUGUCUGAGGGCGAGAUCCUACCAGAGCCAGUCAGCCUGAGGAGACAGGUUUUUUUUCUUCCCACCUGUUAUGUGAUGUGGUACUUCCUCUUUAGUUCACUUUAACGUCGUGCGGACAGAAGGAAUCCACAAACAAACGCGCCGUCGGCAUUCAACACUCUUCAGACAUCACAGAUAGAUUGCUGCUGGAUCCUUUUGUGGAAGUUAACAUGAGUUUUAAGCCACAUUGUUUGAAACUGAUAUUUUUAUUGGCCUGUGCCGAGCACUGUCUGUCUCAGGAAACUGAUCGAUGCUGAUGUUAUAAACCGAGGCUUCACGGGGACCGAGUCACCGGAAGGAGUGUGGGUCUCCCAGACGGCCCACAUGGUCCUGGACAGUCGUCUGACCACGGUGUUCCUCCCCAUCGUCUACAUCGUGGUGUUUGCUGUGGGGCUCCCCACCAACGCCAUGGCCAUCUGGGUCUUCCUGUUCAGGACCAAGAAGAAGCACCCUGCCGCCAUCUACAUGGCCAACCUGGCUCUGUCCGACCUGCUCUUUGUCAUCUGGACUCCCCUGAAGAUCGCCUACCACUUCAACGGUAACGACUGGAUCUAUGGUGAGGGGUUGUGUAAAGUCCUGGUGGGCUUCUUCUACGGGAACAUGUACUGCUCCAUCCUCUUCAUCACCUGUCUGAGUGUCCAGCGCUACUGGGCCAUCGUCAAACCACUCUCCCAGAAUAGGAGAAACAACGAGGUAGCCAUCGGCGUCUCUGUCGCAGUCUGGGUGGGGGUCUGGCUGAUGACCACCCCUCUCUACCUCUAUAACCAGACGGUCAUAGUGACCAACCUCAACAUCAUCACAUGCCACGACGUCACCCGACCCAGCCAGAAUAGCAUGGCCGCAGGCUACUUCCUGACCAUGGGAAUCCUGGGAUUUGUAGUUCCCACCGUGGUGUGCGUGGUGGCCUACAUUCUGAUGCUCAAGUCCCUGAGGAACUCCAUGACAGAUGCCAGCAUCACUAAGAAUCGGCGCAAGGCGGUGGUGCUAAUCAUCACGGUGUUGGUCAUGUUCCUGGUCUGUUUCACCCCCAGUAACAUCAUGCUGCUGGUGCACUACUCCCUCCUGCUGGCCGGAGGCGUGAACAACGGCUACGGCUUCUACAUCUCUACCCUGUGUCUGGCCGCCCUCAACAGCUGCGUGGAUCCUUUCAUUUACUACUUCAUCUCAGAGGAGUUCAGGCAGCAUGUGAAAAACACACUGAGAUGCCGCAGUGAGAGGACGGUGGAGAGAAUGAGGGUCUCGUUCAACGCUCUGAAGUACUCCAAAAAGAGUAGCACCUACACUUCCGACUCUGGGAAAACACAGAGCAGCUCCUGUUAAGGGGGGGGGGGGGGGUUGUCAUGUGGAGAGGUUUCUUUCACCUGACAUCUGUUAUCAUCAGUAUCAAUGGAGACGAAGCCAUUUUAAAUGGAGAUGCAAACCUAGACUACUUCAUAUAUUAUGUUCUUAUUACAUUGCCUUCUCUCUCCUCAUACAUUUUUUUUGGUUUUGUGCAGAUUUUGUUGGUUUUAUGUAGAGGACAAAAUUGCUAAGUGUGAAGUGGCAUUGUUUUUAUUCUGUGUUUCUGAUCCAUUCCCCACAUUUAAAUAGUCUGAUGUCCAUUAAGUUUGUUCCAGCACAGCAGCUCACUGAAACUGUAAACUUAGUUCUCAGUGCCCAAUAGCACUGACCCUUCACUUCUGGUAAUGUGCACUGUUCUUUAUUAAAUGAGCCAUACUUGACCUAAAUCAUGAAUCAAUGAUCUUUGUAG
Oncorhynchus mykiss (rainbow trout) is the source of this 2392-nucleotide messenger RNA. Its product is annotated as proteinase-activated receptor 2. Gene Ontology annotation, molecular function: thrombin-activated receptor activity. NCBI's taxonomy places the organism in Eukaryota, Metazoa, Chordata, Actinopteri, Salmoniformes, Salmonidae. Gene Ontology annotation, cellular component: plasma membrane. The record is from RefSeq and is a predicted model, not a curated record. Gene Ontology annotation, biological process: blood coagulation; phospholipase C-activating G protein-coupled receptor signaling pathway; positive regulation of Rho protein signal transduction.